Aspergillus ibericus CBS 121593 is the source of this 1890-nucleotide messenger RNA. RefSeq lists its product as uncharacterized. The record is from RefSeq and is a predicted model, not a curated record. The transcript is spliced from 5 exons. NCBI's taxonomy places the organism in Eukaryota, Fungi, Ascomycota, Eurotiomycetes, Eurotiales, Aspergillaceae. The coding region runs from base 1 to 1890 and encodes 629 amino acids.
AUGACACUCAAUAUUACCAUUGGUCCCAGUCCACCCGGUUCAGACAAUUCCUCCUUAUCCGACGAGGAAGAUUCUUCAGGGGUGCAGGUAUCUCCAGUGUCCGACUCUGAGAGUCAUGGAUACCAUGACCAUUAUGAAGAAUGGGCGCAUCUUACUUAUCCCGACGAAAUAAAACCGUCUGAUUCAGCAUCUCGACCCCGAAUAUCACGUCGUACUCGCACUCACAGUACGAUAAAUGGCCCGACUUCAACCACAGGCCGCCGCCACUCGGCCAGACGACAUUUGGUCCAGGAACGGGACACAUUUUCCCGCCGUUCUCAUCGUCACCCUUCUCCAGAGUCGCCAGAAAGCGCUGAUUCAGCCGAAGAAUACGGAAGUCCUUAUGGUCACGCAUCCCAAGAAAGAAGAUAUUGGUCAUCUGUGCCCCAAGCUCAAGGUUAUGCCCGCAGCUCAUCCCCUGGGCCGUCGUACGUUUAUCCGGGUGGGGCUAGUAUACCUCAUGGGCAUUUCAUCCACCCAGCCGGUCUUCCCCCUCCGUCCGACCAGCUAGUGAGACUCGGCCAUAACGGUCAGGUCAGCCAGCAGACAACGUACACUCACCCGGUUUACGGAUAUGGCCCUCAGUUACCGCAUCCCCAUGGUCAACCAAUGCCACCAUUCUUCGUUCAUGAGCACCAUCCCGGGCAUCAUCCGCAUCAAGUCCCGUCAGCUCCUCAUGGCCGCGGAGAUGGUCACAACCCACCACAGCACGCGAUGUCUCAUCAUAUUACGCCGCAUGGCCCACUUCCUUACGGCGGCCCUGCAAUGAGCCCCCACGAGCUGGUUCCUUAUGGAUCAGGAAGCUAUUAUCCUUUCAGAGAGCCCUAUCCCAUGGUUCCCGGGAUGAUUACACCAUAUUUUAACCCAUACCCGCGUGUGCCUUCUCCAAGCCAAGUUGAGUCCAGUGAAUCGCCUGCUCCUGCUCCUGCUCCUGCUCCUGCUCCUGCUCCUGCUCCUGCGCCUGCGCCUGCUCCUGCGCCGAUUGAUACAGCAAAGGAUGAAGCUAUUGCAAGAUUGGAAAGAUUGAUAAUGGAAGAACGGACCGAACGCGAGGCCCGCGAGGCCCGCGAAGCUGCCCGACAAGCUGCAAUCGAUCAAGAGGCGGCCGAACAAGCCGCCAGGGAAGAACAGCAAAAGGCUGCCGAAGAAGCUGCAAAAGCGAAGCAAGAGGCUGAGGAAGCAGCAGCAGCGGCGGCGGCUGAGGCAGCGGCAGCAGCCACUGAAGCAGCAAAUGCAGCAGCGGCAGAGGCCGUCGCCGCUGCGACAGCAGCAGCCGCCGCCGCGGCUGCAAGCCCCCCUCCACCGGAGAAGAAAAAGCCCAUUAAGUUCAAAGAUGCUGUCGGCAGAAAAUUCAGUUUCCCAUUCGAUUUAUGCUGCACAUGGCAGGGAAUGGAAGAACUUAUACGUCAAGCCUUUCUUCAUAUCGAGGUAAUCGGGCCCCACGUUGCCGAGGGACACUAUGACUUAGUAGGUCCCAACGGCGAUAUCAUUCUUCCUCAGGUUUGGGAAACUGUCAUUGAGCCUGACUGGACAAUAACAAUGCACAUGUGGCCUAUACCCGAAAAGCCAAAGACCCCGGAACCUGUCCCUCCCCCGGAUCCUCCUGUUCCACAAGAACCACCGCCGCCUGAGAAUCCAGCAGCACCAGUUGACGAAGCUAUCGUUAUAAUUGAAGAGCCCAAGAAAAAGGCCGAAUCAACUAGUGCUAAGAGGCCACGCUCUAAGGCUCCCGACCCUGGUGCAUUCGCCAUGUGGAUGGUUGGGGGUAAUCGCUUGAAGCUUAACCGGGCUUUAAAAACGGAAAAAAAGCCUAAAGCAGUCUAUCACGGAAUUUCUUGCCGUGUAAUGUGA